Molecule: messenger RNA, 4177 nt
Organism: Monodelphis domestica (gray short-tailed opossum)
Lineage: Eukaryota; Metazoa; Chordata; Mammalia; Didelphimorphia; Didelphidae
Gene: CCDC116
Product: coiled-coil domain containing 116
Cellular component (GO): centrosome
Source: RefSeq, a predicted model, not a curated record
UCUUCCGAACGCCCCCAAGCCAAUCGGGCGGCGGUAUGCAAAUGAGCCGCAGCAUUGUGCUGCACACCGAAGGUGGAAUGUUCGAGCGAGCCGCAGCCGGAGCUCCCUGGCUAGCAACGGCCCCAGAGCCUCUCUGGCUGCGCCAGACGCCGGGCAGCGACUAGGACGAGCGGGCAGCGAGCCUCGGCCCUCCGCAGAGCUGCUGUAGCCGAGCGCGGACGCGUUGUGUCAGCAGGAACCUGAGCCCGAGCUGGGGUCAGAAGGGCGCCGUCGAGAUGGAGCGAGAGCCGAACUCGAGCCAAGACGACCCCCGAUCGCACCACUCGCAGGGCUCCAGCACUACUCAGCCGUCCUUGAGCUCCGAGGAGGAGCAGGCGCCCGGGCCCCCGCCCGUCUUUGCGCUCCGCUCGUUUCGCGGCUCCGAACUCCUGCGAAAUUCCCGAGACCUUUCCGACUACCGGACCGCCCGGGACCUCGAGAGGCAGUUCCAAGGCCUCCCCACCGCCCGCCCGCGGAGCAGCGAUAUGCAGCAGUCACUAAGCUUUGCCCCCAGUUACUUUCGGUCCUCCGAAGGCCUCGAGAACCAGGAAUCCACAGACCCAAACUCUCCCCUGUUAAGCGCAGGGCCCUCCCAGACUUCCGUCGCCCAAAUCUCCCGGGGCUCCGUCCAGCAGGCCUCCGACAGCAGCAUCGUGACCCCGGGUUCCCGGCACGUCUCCCAGACCUCCAGCCUUCAGGCCUCCCGGCAGACCUCUCAGCGGGCCUCCCGCCAGGUCUCCCGCCAGGUCUCCCGCCAGGUCUCCCGCCAGGUCUCCCGCCAGGCCUCUCAGCAGAGCUCCCAGCAGGGCUCCCAGGCCUCCGUAGUCCACGGCUCCCACCCGAUCUCCCAGACCUCCAUACCCCGGAUCUCCAAGAGCACCGGUACCCAGGCCUCCCGCAACCUUCGGGGCCCCAGGACCAGCUAUUCUGCCCAGAUCCUGGAAGCCCGGGAGGCCCGCAGCCACGAGGCCCUGGGGCCCGUCUACUCCAGGACCUCGGGCAGUCACCGCCACCAUUCGGGCUACUUGGCCGACGACGAAGGCACCCAGGGCCCCAUUCGGUUUCAGGUACACAAGAAGGCUGUGAACGUUGACACGUCCAAGAUGAAGGAGGCGCUGCGGCCGCCCUAUCCGUUCAGCUUUCCCAUCCCUCCUCGGUCCCAUGGCCACAAGAAGCCCCCCAAGGCUGAACCCUUCUCGGAAUUCCUGGACUUUCUGGCCACGGGCCCUGUGCUAGAUAGCCUGCAGCUGGUGGUGGAUGAAGCCUCCAGGAAGAUGACCCGCCUCCGCACUGAGGCCGGCCUGCCCUUGAUAGAGGUGGAGAAGGAGACCAGCCGGAGGUCGGAGAGAAGAGGGGAGAUGGAAGAGGCCCGAAGGCUCCGGAGGGGCCGCCACCACUUUUACCCUGGCUUCCCCAACAACUACCCAUCCAGCUCCAGCUCCGAGUCCAACCACUACUACCACAGAGACGACGGCAGAGGCUACGGGGGCCGCUGUACCUGCGGUGGCCUUGGCGGAGGGAUCUUCCUGAAUCCCCCCUGGCUGAGGCGGAAGGUCCCCUGCUUUGAUCACCGAGGUCACGCCUCCCACCUCCCCCCCAUCCGCGAGAAACUUCGCCUGGAAAGAGACUUAGGCCAUCUCCUUGGGAAGAGAGCCAAACACCCGCUGUCUUCUCACAGAGAGGACGUCUUCCUCUGGAAGAAGUCCGUGGACCCGCUCGACCUGGUCUGGUCCAAGGAGCAGAGGCUGGCCUGGCUGGCCAAGCUCCUGGAGGCUCCUCCGAGAAAGACUGCCCAGAUGCCCAGCCUGACAGAAAUCCUGGCCGUUCUGGAGCAGGCGGGCAGGGCCAAGGGCCCCAGCUCGCAGGACAGGGCCAGCUCCCCGUGCAGGCCCAGCCCGCCUUCGUGCAGGCCCAGUCCGCCGCCCUGCAGGCCCAGCCCGCCCUGCAAGCCCGCCCCGACCGAGGUGGCCAAAGCCACCCAGGUGCCCAGCCCCUGCCACUCGCCCAGCCCAGUCCGGCUGCCCAGCCCGUGUUCCAUUCCCAGCGCCCAGGUAAUCCCCUGCGGGGUGGACAAGGCCUCGCAGACAGAAAUGGAGUACCCCAAGAGGCCCUGCACCCCGAAGUACGCCCCAGCGCCACCCGCCUGCCCCCCUGCCCCCGAGGAGAAGGCCAAGCCGUGCCCCGCCCCAGAAGAGGCCAAGCCGUGCCCCGCCCCGGAAGAGGCCAAGCCGUGCCCCAUGGAGCGGGAGCUGUCCGUCAUCAAGCAGCAGUUCGAGAAGGAAGUGCUGGAUCUGCUGCUGGGCUCCCUGAGCUCCUCCUCGGUGACGUCCUCCUCUUGCGCCACAGGCUCCGAGCUGCCUCCCUACACCUCCACCAAGGAGCCCUUCCACACCCUGGACUUCCUGGCCGAGCACCAGCUCUUCCCGGUGCUGCAGGAGGUGGUGACCCAGGCCGUGCUGAAGCUGCGAAACGCCCGGCGCCAAGACGGGGUCCCCCUCUUCCCGGCGCUGCUGGAGGAGACGGAACAGAGGUCGCAGAAGUUUAUGGAGAUGGAGGAGGUGGGACCCGAGGAGGAGGAAGAGGAGGAGGAAGAGGAAGAGGAGGCCGAGGAGGAAGAGCCCUCCAACAAGGUGUGGGAGCACAUCUCCCACAAGGCCGUGUGGUACCUCCCCGAGGAGCCCAGCGAGGGCAAGGCGUCCAAAGGCCCGCUCACCAAGGCCAAAGACCAUCGGAACCUAAUGACGGCCUUGGCCCUGCCUCUGGGCACCACCAGUCUGUCUCUGCGCCGGCGGAGGGAGAAGGUGCAGGCCGAAGCCAAGGCCUUGGCCGAGGCCAAGGCCCAGGCCCAGGAGGUCAAGUCCCUGUCUCAGAUCAAAGCCAGGGUCAGGAAGGACUCCGAAAGUAUGAGACAGGCCAGGUACCACAGGUUGAGCAAGACCCUCAUGAAGCUGCCCUCUGAGAUCUCCACCAAGUCCCACAAAUCGCUCAUGUCCUACUUCUCACUCCUCAACCCAAAGAAGGAGUAUAUGAUUCAGUUCCUCAUGGACCAGGCCAUCAAACUCCUCCUCUACAAGUACAACUACGAGAAGAGCCUGGCCAAGAGGCUCGGCUUCAUGUCCUUCUCCGUUGCUGGUACCCUCAUGGACCUCUUCCUUGGCUACAAGGAUAUCCAGGGUGCGGCCCCAAGGAUCAGCCUCAGCACCAAGAUCAACUGGCCCUGCAUGCUGGACAAGCUGGAGAAGGCCGAGCAGGCAGCUCUCUUUGCACCCUUCGCCAAGAAAAUAAGUGGCCCAACCGCCACCGCUUCCUCAUCAUCAUCCUCCAGCCGCCCCUCCACUCGCCAAGUUUCCACCAAGUCCUUGAAGCCACACACGGCUUGGUCUGUGCCCAGGACAACAGCCAAACCUAGGCCCUCCCUCGCGGCAGAGGGGUCGCAAGGGCCUUCCAUCCCCACCAUAAGUAUGUCGUCCGGCGUUCCCGCUUCCGGGAGCCAGGAGUCCAAAGCUUCUCUGGAUUAUUCCAAAGAGAGCUCCCACAACUUGAGCCCUUAUAGGGACUUUUUUGGCACGGUGGGAGAGGAGGAAGCCUAUGAGGAAGAGGAAGAAUAUUAUGAAGAUGUUGAUGAUGAGGAGGAGGAGGAGGAGGAAGAGGAGUACCAUGAGGAGGACGAGGAGGACGAGGAGGAAGAGGAGGAAGAGGAGGAAGAGUACUUCUAUGAGGAGGAGGAGGUGACUCAGGAGAGGGAGGGGGAGGAGGAGGAGGAGAGGAGAGACUUUGAGCAUUUUGCAUUCACAGAAUUAGAAAAUGGAGACAAUGGAGACUAUCAGGAUGAACCUGAGAACAUCUCUGAAGAUACUGAAGAUGCCUAGAGGUCCCUGCCGGCAGAAUGGCCUUCCCUCCUUCCCUCCUUCCUUCCUUCCUUCCUUCCCUCCUUCCUUCCUUCCUUCCUUCCUUCCUUUCUUCCUUCCUUCCUUCCUUCCUUCCUUCCUUCCUUCCUUCCUUCCUUCCUUCCUUCCUUCCUUCCUUCCUUCCUUCCUUCCUUCCUUCCUUCCUUCCUUCCUCCCUCCCUUCUUUCCUUCUAGCACUGUCCCUACCUCAUCCCUAUGUACCUAAUAAAUGGAAGUUAUUUUAGGUUACU